This is a messenger RNA of Entrophospora sp. SA101, 522 nucleotides long. Lineage: Eukaryota; Fungi; Glomeromycota; Glomeromycetes; Entrophosporales; Entrophosporaceae. The record is from the annotation of a GenBank genome assembly.
AUGUCAACUCACGCUUUAAAGAAAUUAGUAAAAAAAUUUGCUAAGAAGUCCUCUUCUACAGAUGACCCUAUAGAAAACCUUAAUGAAGAUUCUAAAAAAAUUAUCCAUCAAUGGGCAAAAAUGGUACGAGCAAAAUACAAGAAUGAUAAUAAUUACGAUGACGAUGAUUUAUAUUAUGAGGACCCAUUGCUUUUAAUUGAAUGGAACGAUGCAGGUUUAAAUAGCAGAAGACUUGCUGAUCCUCGACACACAAAAAUGGCUUUAGUUAAUUUGAUUCGAGGGCAACCAGGUUAUUUACAAUUCCCUCCGACAGGCAUUCCAUCAGAAUGUUCGUUUUCCUUCGUAAAUACUCCAGCACUCCCAUCAAAUCAAGCAUUAGUCAACACGAUUGGAGUGCUCGUCAUCAACAAUUGGUCUAGGCAUGCCCCUGGAAUUCCGGAUGUUGGCCGGGUUUAUGAAAUCUAUGCCCCUAGAAAAGGGCAAUUUCAUAUUACUGAACAUCAAUAUGUGUUCAAUCUUUGA